Messenger RNA from Manduca sexta (tobacco hornworm), 4086 nucleotides. RefSeq names its product zinc finger protein 345. Bases 108 to 2105 code for a protein of 665 amino acids. The record is from RefSeq and is a predicted model, not a curated record. Gene Ontology annotation, molecular function: zinc ion binding; DNA-binding transcription factor activity, RNA polymerase II-specific; RNA polymerase II transcription regulatory region sequence-specific DNA binding. Gene Ontology annotation, biological process: regulation of transcription by RNA polymerase II. Gene Ontology annotation, cellular component: nucleus. Lineage: Eukaryota; Metazoa; Arthropoda; Insecta; Lepidoptera; Sphingidae. The transcript has 12 exons.
GGCUGACUUCGCGAGACAAGUUUAUUGUUUACAUUUGUGUAAUUUACUUGAUUUAACCAAGUUUUAUACAUAAUAAUAAUUUUAUGACUUAAAAUAUUUACGCUGAUAUGUCGGAUAUCAAAGUUUGUAGAGUAUGUUUACGUACGCAGACUAAAUUAUACAAAUUGGAUGAAUUUCACCUAAAACAGUAUUAUGAAGAGGUUAUCGCUCAAAUGAUAAAAGAUGAUGGACUUCCCCGUUUCUUCUGCUAUGAAUGUGCCAUUCUACUACACAAAUACCAUAAGUUCAAAGAGAAAUGUCACCAUGGACGGCAAACACUUCAGGAAAUACUUUGGAAGGAAUCUAUUACAUUAAAAGCAAUAGCAAAAGUAGAUAGGCAGUACACUAACCUCACAUCCUCAAUAGAACUGAUAAAUAAAAAUAAAAGAGUCAAAACUUUCAUUAUACACCACAAAGAGGAUGAAGAUGAUGUACAGAAAGACGUACCAAGUCCAGAAAUGGUCAGUCUUGAAGAGUAUUUCGAUGUAAAUUCACCAGAAAGUGAUUAUGAUGACAAAAAAAAUUAUGAAGUUUUUGACAAUGAUGUAAUAGAAGAUAUAAAUGAUGAUAAUAAAGAAAAGAUAAUAAACCCAGAGAACAAAGCUGUUGAACAAGAACAUUUUGAAAUAAAGACUAUAGAUGAAGAGGCUAAGGUCUUAAUGGAGGAUUUAAUAGAACCCAUUGAAGAAAAACCAGAGGAGACAUUAAGCAAAAUUAAGUUAAAGAAUAAGACACCUAAAAGGAGAAGGAAAAGGGGUGAUACCAAAUCUAAAAAGAGGAGAGAGGGUAAAAAAUUAAAAGUGGAAGAGAAAUUUAGGCAAAGUUGGCAUAAGAAGCAAGAGCUAGACAGUAAACAUUGGCAGAAAUUCAGUUUGUCUGAAGAGGAAGCGAUAAAGGAGUUUAAGGCGAGAGCUCAAGAUCCAAAGUACAUUAAUGCAAUACACAGAUGCAUGGGGUGUUUGAAAGGUUUUUCAAAGGAGGACAUGAUGAAACGGCAUAUCAAAUUGAGGCAUUGUGAGUCGAAUGGCUCCCUGGAGUGCAAGUUCUGUCGCAUCAGGUUCAAGUGGAAGUCACUUCUCAGCAGACACAUAAAGGAGCAUUACAACAAAUACAAGUGCUUGAGAUGCGACCUCACGUUCUCAAGAGAAACAUCGGCGCAUCAUCACGACCAGUUCCACAACGGGGUGACGAGAACAUGUGAAUACUGCAACGAAAAGUUUACACAUUUAUCGACGUACUACACACACCUACGCAAGCACAGAUCCAAGCACCUGUGCGCGUUGUGCGGGGAAUCGUUUGUGAGCGAGUUCGGGCUCUACAUGCAUCGAAGGGUUAAACACAUUAUGGAUACGCAGGAGAGUCAAGACACCGCCGCCGCGCAGACGACGUACUGCGAACGGUGUGAUGUUAAAUUCGAGACCAACAAGGCUUACGAGGAACAUUUGAUUCAUUCCACUAUGCAUUCCGCAACAGAAGAAACGCCAACACUGAUGAACCUAAAAGGGGGAAUCGUCAUAAGAAGAGUUCCACGGAAGCAUACACAAUGUACCGUAUGCAACAAAAACUUCUCAACACUAACAGCGUACACCAAGCAUCAUCAGACCGAGCAUCCUGAUCAACCAUUGCCCAUGGUGAACAGUGCGAGGACGCCAGGGUCGGCGCCGGGGAACCUGCAGGGCCAGGGGAGGUAUAUUUGCGAGAUAUGCGGGGCUUUGUUGGCGCCGAAUAGUAUAUACAGCCACGUGAACACGCACACGCGAGAGAGACAGUACACGUGCACCACGUGCGGCAUGCAGUUCAACGCGAAGGGCACGCUGCAGCGACAUUACUUGACGCACACAGGGGAGAAGCCAGUGGAAUGUUCGUUAUGUGACAAAAGAUUUACUCAAGUGGCGAGCAUGAAGCUACACUACCGAACCAUACAUCUCAAAGAGCCUUACCCUAAAAGAACCAGAAAAAGAAAAGUGGAAGCUCCGGAAGAGACAUCGCUCAUAGCAGAACAUUAUAACAACAAGGAACCGUCCAACGAGAUGUCUUUAGGCAAAUUGCGAACGUUACGCUGGUGAAAUAUUUUGCAAAAGUCAAACACAUCACGCAUUUAUCCCCGAAGGGGUAUACAGAGGCGCAAUCAAGGCAUCAAGUUGUAGCCAAGUGUGUUCCGGCUUAUUAUGUGAUAGGGGGCGAGUCUAUCGCCAUAUCGGGCACGAAUUCCAGAUUCCGGGCUGAUACUGAGCAGAGAAACCUAAACAUCACUUUGCCCGGCCCAGGUCGAACCCAGGACCUCAGAGCGCUGCCGUACCGCGCAUGUAAUACAACUACGCCACCGAGACAGUCAAUAUAAUUAAGGCAUUUAGUAAUAGUCAAUAAAACUAAGGCUGGCGUCGAUUAGAGAAAAAUUGGAUCCCAUUUACUUUAUACGCGGAAGUCCGGCUCUGUUGUCAAUAAAUGUUUCGUAGUAAAUAUAUAGUAACGCGAAUAAAUGUAAUCCCGUUCGAUGGUCUCUUGGUAAAAAAAAACUUACAAUUUGUAACGAGCUGUGUAAAAUUACAGAAUUUUUACAUUCUGUAAAAUUUUGGAUAAAAUUUAUGAACUGUAAAAAGUUUUUAUGGAAUCUCGAAUUUCUUGAUUUUAAAGUUCAAAAAUGUUUUUUUUUUUUCAAUAUUUUUUAUGUUUAUUAUAUUGUUUUAGCUAAAAGCAGCCUAAAAAUAUGCUCUCUGUACCUAAAGUAGGAUACGAAACCUAGGACAUGAUGAUUAUUAACAUGAAUCCUAAAAAUACAUCUAGGAGAAAAUGACUGAAAUGAAAUCACAAGAAAAAUAUUUUUAAUGUAAAUCUUUAUUAUGCAGAAGCAGAUUGCACAAUACUAUUGUUAAACAUUCGUUUUGUAUUGGAAAAAAAAUAGAAUCGCCUUCAAUAUUAAAAUACAUCCUCUGUUCAUUUUUGUAUAUAAUUUAUUUAUUAUCAGUGUAUAAUGUCUACUUUUUAUAAUUUAUCAUUGCAAUAAUACUUCGUUUAACAUUUCAGUAUAAUUAUCGGGGUAUCAUUUUGAUACACACUUUGUAUGACACCCUGUAUACCCACGACACGAUUUUUACGUGUACGAUAAAUCGUACAGGAAAUCUUUGUUCCUAGUCACUAAUAAAAAGCGAAUCAGUAAUUCGGCUAAAGAAAUCUUCCUCCAAAGUGCAGUCGUAGUGAUGUGUGCAAUAAAAUUUGUUUAUUCUAAUUUUUUUGGUGGACAGGCACCUUAAUAUUAUUGGGUGAAUUUCUUAAAUAAGUUCGUGUAUAUGUACCUUAGUAGUUACUUUCAGAAAAUGCUGUCUAAUCUAGAAAUAGUAAUUUGAAGCUAUAUUACAAGUCUGAUUUAUAAUUCUAGGUCAAUGGAAAGAUGAAAAAAUUAGGUUACUUCAGCUAAGAUUUGACUGGUAAAUUAUUAAUAAUAUUAUGUUGAUUAAUCUUAAAAGUCUGAAGAAAAAAUAAUUGUUUGUCAAUUGUUUUUGUUAUUUUAAAAUAAGAACAGUGUAGUCAAAAUAUAAUAUUCAAAACAAAUGGUCCACAACGGUCGCCAGAAUUAUGUCGGCCAGACACAACACGGUAGCUUAGUCGAUACUGGAUUUUAUAAAAUUUUAGACAAAUAGGUGUUUUUCAGAAAUAAAAUCACUUUUACACCGACAACCGAUUUUAAUAAACGAUCGCAAUUGCUAUCUUUGGAUCGAUUGUCAAUGGACCAAUCAGAACAAAGUUUGUUUUAUAUGCUUAUUAAAACUUGUUUUGAUUGGUCUAUUCUAGGCCUUGAAGGACUUCAGACCAAUCAGAAUAUAGUGCAUGUCAUGCUUGCAUCAGACUGAUUGGUCAUGCUCGGAUUGAUCCGAAGAUAACGAUUGAUUGAUUUUUGCUGUCAUUGAAUAUUUGAAAGAGUUUAAUGCUCGAACCAGAUCUGUAUGAAAAUAAAGUUAUUCGUAUCACAUUUUAAAUAGCGUGUAAGUGUAGCAUUGUGUUGUGCAAGCUUUAUAUUGUAAAGAAGAUAAUAAAAUAUUCAUAUCUAUA